This is a messenger RNA of Schistocerca gregaria, 1992 nucleotides long. RefSeq names its product octopamine receptor Oamb-like. Bases 1579 to 1992 code for a protein of 137 amino acids. NCBI's taxonomy places the organism in Eukaryota, Metazoa, Arthropoda, Insecta, Orthoptera, Acrididae. The transcript is spliced from 3 exons. Gene Ontology annotation, biological process: adenylate cyclase-activating adrenergic receptor signaling pathway. Gene Ontology annotation, molecular function: G protein-coupled amine receptor activity. Gene Ontology annotation, cellular component: membrane. The record is from RefSeq and is a predicted model, not a curated record.
AGUAACAUCGUUGGUGCGCUAGCGCGCUCACACAGAGUUGCAAGCUGAACGUCGAAGAGACAGGAAGACAGCAAAUGCGAAAGCGCUCUCUAAACUUAAUGUGUGAACUUCGUGGUGAUAAAUUGUUGGACAAUGCUUUGUGAAGAUAACGAGCAAGAGUGUGAGCCACAGUAAAAGAGUUAUUUUGGAACAAUUUCAAAAGUAAUAAUGGAAGAGGAUUGUGUGGCCAGAUUUAUGCAAUUCAUCUCGCAAAUGGUGCUGCCAAAUAAUUCUCGUCAUCAAAUCAUCACGCCACGCCUACAGCCACCUCACUUCAAAGUACCGGAGCGGCCGGGGCAGCUUGGUAACGUGAUAUCCAGACGACCACGCGCAGACAAUCAUCGGGCCACGAGCGGCCAUUCUACACUGAUCCAACGGUCCAUCUUAGGAAGUAGUUUGACAAACAUCCAGUGAGAUAUCUACGCCGUAACAAGUGUCACACUGCUACAAACGUUAGAAUUUUGGUUUUAACCUUUCACUUCUGUUUUCCAAACUGCAGCAUCUGUGGGCUAUUUAUUUUUGGUACAAUAGAAGUUACGGUAAAUGUAGAUAUCCCAUCGCUGGGUCACAAGCUCCGCCAAGGAAGAAGCAUGACGAUCGGCAGAGUCGAUGAAUGAAAAAACUUGCUGAGGCUAUCGUGUGUUGCUCUAUUACACUGGACGACUCGCAUAAGCUGUAACCUUCUCGCAAACACUUGGAUAGUCCGUUAUUUUCAUAUUUAUCAGUGAUGACCGUUCCUGCUUCUGACAGCAACUAGAUGAUACUCCAAAAUGGAAUCUUCUCUUCAGUCUGGGGUUCAAACGGAAACGGUACUUCUGUGUCUGAUGCUUGUUCUCUGCAUUGAUGGAUCGACGCGAAUAUGUAGCACCAACGUUAAUGUGUUAUGGUACAGUUGGUUGACCAGAACGUUGCGAUCAAGUGAAGUAGGAGUACUUUCAGAAAGCAAAUAUCACGGUAUUCAACUACCAUCGUACAAAUCUCAUAAGACAGUUAUUUCACCGUAUAUUGACAAGGUUUGUAGUUUUCGUUUAACUAGAUUGUAGGGGUUUUCUUGUUACCUCGUUUUGUUUCUCCUCUUGCGAUGGAUGCGUUUCAGCAAUUGAACCUUUGAAGUUAGUUAAUUAUGUGCACUAAAUAAAGGCCAAAGAAGAUUAUAACAUGUCUGAGAAACAUAGCCUGCUCUGAUUCCUUAUCGAAGCUCACUUGGACAGAAUUCAAAACUAUUUCUCCACUCAAGUAAUAUUUUCGCUGAACAUGUUACGUGUAUAAUUGUUACAUGGUAGCUAGGUAACCUGCUGGGUGUUCAUUCAGGAGUAGGUGAGGUGUGACUGUUGAGUGAUUACAGAAGCCGACCUAGGAUUAGAACAAAAGCACCUGUGGUACAAAACGAGACAUUUCUGACGACCUAUUGGCCACGAAGAGAUUCCCAAAGUGAUCAAGAGUGGUCGCCGUGUGGAAUUCGACAGAUCGUUUCGGUUCGGCUCGCCUGAACAUCACCUCUGACUUGAGCACCUGUAGCGGAGGAGGGCCGCAGCUGAAAUGGACUCCGUCAGCGGUGCUGCCGAGUCCGGCAACGGCUCGCUGGAGACACAGUGGUGUCCAGAAGAGCCAGAGAUCGCGUGGACCGAGGGCCGCAACGUGGCCACGCUGGGCGUGCUCGCCAUCAUCGACGUCAUGGUGGUGGCGGGCAACUGCCUGGUGGUGGCCGCCGUAUUCCUGUCGCACAAGCUGCGUUCCGUCACCAACCUCUUCAUCGUCUCGCUCGCCGUCGCUGACCUCCUGGUCGGAGUCGCCGUGCUGCCGUUCAGCGCCGCCUGGGAAGUAUUCAAGGUAACUGUCUGGAGUCUGCAUUCCGGCAAUUGGUUUGUUCGUCCAGGAUCACCUGAUGCGGCAAAUUUGGGGAAGCUAUACGUAAGAAUGUUCACGAUACGUAUUUCUGAUAACUGCUCGUAA